GCGAUGGCCGACUGUAUUUCUGUUUGAAAUAUAUUUGGACACAGUUAUAUUAUUUACUAAAAGAAAUAAUAAUCAAGAAUAUGAUAUAAUAUCGCUAUUUCAUAUUGCAGUUUAUGAAUUAUAGCCAUGAAGGUGGAAAACAGAGAUAAAAAACUUGCAAUUUUCAAAUGGAAAAGAGUUGUGGAUACAAUUGGUCCUACGCCUAGGCCAAGACAUGGCCAUCGUGCUGUGGUUAUCAGAGAUCUUAUGGUGGUGUUUGGGGGAGGUAACGAAGGCAUUCACGAUGGUCUACAUGUGCUAAAUACCGCAACGGGGAAGUGGCAUAUUCCACCAAUGGUAGGCAACCCCUCUCCCGGCAGAGCAUCGUUUGGUUUUGUUGUAGACAACACCCGCGUUAUUGCUUUUGGUGGCAUGACUGAGUAUGGCAAAUACUCUAAUGAUAUCUACGAACUCCAGGCAGCCAAAUGGGAGUGGCAGAAGCUGAUUCCACUGAUGCCCCCGUACCUCCCCCCACCAUGUCCCCGUCUUGGCCACAGCUUUAACUUAGUUGAGAAGAAAAUUUACAUGUUUGGUGGACUCGCGUCAACCUGCGAGAAGACCAAUCCAGGAUACCUAAACGAUCUGUACGUCCUGGAUCUCCAACCUGACGGGAAUGUGAUUUGGAACAUUCCAAGAACCAGCGGACCAGUGCCACCUCCCCGGGAGUCACACACAGCAGUCACAUACACGGACAGCGCAGGCUACAAUAAGCUCAUCAUCUACGGUGGAAUGAACGGCAACAGACUCGGAGACCUGUGGACGCUUCACAUAGACCACAUGUGUUGGACAAAGGAGAUCGUGAGGGGACAAGUGCCUCUGCCCCGGUCCCUCCACACGUCCACAGUCAUUGGACAUCGCAUGUUCGUGUUCGGAGGCUGGGUGCCUCUUAUCUCAGACGACCGUAACAGUGAGAGUAUCUACUGCAACGAGCGCGAGUGGCAGUGCUCAAAUACCCUGGCUUGUCUCAACCUAGAAACCAUGAUGUGGGAGGAGUUGCAGACGGAGGCAAAGAGAGAAGAUCUGCCUGGAGCGAGGGCUGGACACUCCGCAGUAGCGAUUAACUCUCGCAUCUACAUCUGGUCUGGCCGAGAUGGCUAUAAGAAGGCCUGGAACAACCAGGUUUGCUGUAAAGAUCUGUGGUACCUCGAAGUCGAAAAGCCUCCAGCAGUGGGGAAAAUCCAGUUGUUCGCAUCUGAAAUAAACUUUCUGGAGGUGAACUGGCCAGCCCUCCCACAAGUCGAGCACUACAUUCUACAAGUGCAAAAGCAGAGCCAUUACGACAUGAACAUCAAGAUUCAAGACGCACCGUUGUUGCGGCAGUCUUCCAUGCCUGUUAGUGUUCCUGUGCAAGCCCCCCAAGCAAGAGUAAGCGAGCGGUCGCCCAAACAGAUUUCACGAUCUCAAUCUGGACCUGCAGCUUUGUCUCAUGUUCCGAUGUCACUUCCCUCACGAACUCCACCUCAGCAUUACAGCCCGCAAAUGACAUCACAACAUGAUAAAAAUUCAGUGGAGCCAAAACGUCGCUAUAGGCAGUCAAAUAAGCCCUCAACGCCGAAGCGUGUCCGAAAAGGGUGCAACGUUGGAUCUCCUACAUAUCAAGUACCUUCUUUGCCUAGCCCUGUCAGCGGAAUCGUACCAUUUACACCCCAUCCCGGUGGUGACUCGUUGAGGGAGACGCAACCAAUGAGAUUCUCCUCACCCCAGUCGCAACCUAGAGCUAAAAGACCUUCCAGACCUAAUCUUAGUGUUUGUAAACCCAUCCUCAUCACAAUACCUCCGGACUCGGAUACAGUCCAGACUUCUUCAGAAUCUUCUGCGUUACAAGAACCACGUGAGGCUGAACCCAUGAUGGUUUACUCCACGGCUGGUCAAAGUUCUGUCACAUCGGUUGUUGCUGCCAAACGACCCAGUCACAUAGCUGUGACCCCGAAUGCCAUGAGAACACUUCACACGGUACCUGAGUUGAGACCUGUUAGUCCACGCGGCCCCAGUCAGCCGCUAGUCUCAUCAACACUACUUCCAUAUCUAUCGACGACGUUGGCUCGUCUUCAAGGACAAUUGGAACCAGAAACUUCUAAAACUCGAGAUGUUCUGGCGGAGGGGCCUAAAGUAACUCAGCCCGUUAAGCAACCAGCCUCAUCUCCAAUCAAGAGUUCUCCCGCCACAUCGUCUGCUGCGCCGCCAACCCCCACCACCAUAUCAGCUGUUACUACCAGCCCUCCCUGUACGACAUCAGCUGUUACAUCGGUUCCUGUCACCGUGCAGUCAGCUGUUGUCCCUGUAACAGCUGAGUCCAGUCAAACCAACACAGUUGCCAGCCCGGGCGUGAAGACAUUAGUCAACAAAGUCAACGGGAGACCAGUUGCCAUCAUUUCAGCAAGUCAAUUGUCCAAGACUUUAUCAGCUGGAAAGCCUCUGCGUAUCAACAUUCAGAACCCGAACAAGUCUCAGUCGAAACCUUGUGUCAUCUUCCAGAAGCCCAUGGGACAAGUCAUCAUGGCCAAGGAAAAUAUUCCCAAACUAUCGACAAUCACUCAAGGAGGACAGACAAAAACAGUGUUCAAAGUCCUGAACGCCACUCCAGGCCAACAGAGACAAAUGUUCAACCUAGCCCCGGGCUCACCUAAACCACCCACUUUUGUGCUAACCAAACCAAACGCAUCAGGGGAGUUUCAAAUCAAAGGCACACAGCUCAUGCAACCCGGAACAAAAGUCAUCACAAUUAAGAGGCCAGUGACAAUCACGAUGCCCAAGUUCGCAAACUCAAAAAUCAGAACUGCCACAGCGACAGUGACGAAACCUCAAACGACAAAUACAGAGCCGACAACAAGCUCAACUACUACAAGUGACGGUGCUGCCAUCCAACCCACCAACAUUGCUGUCAUCCCAAGUGACAGUGCUGUUAUCCACCCUGAUAAUGCUGUUGCCCACCCUACCGACCGGGUUGCUGUCCAACCGACAGACAGUGCUGCUAUUAACCCUACCGACAGUGCAACCACUACGGUGAAGACAAUCAAGCAAUCCAGUCAAGUGGUUGUUUCUGAUGAUCAACAACCAGAAGCUCUGACCAAUGGUUACUCCUCAUCACAAAGCACAAUUGAAGCCAUCACCCCCAUCUCUGAAACUGCAACAUCACCAUCAAGUUUGAAACGACCUGCGGACGCCCCAGCAGAGCCGCCAACUGAUAGUAGCGUUAGUCCGGGCAAGAUCGUGAAAACCUGUUGAUAACGCCAUGGAGCUCCGGUGAAUGUACCAAAGCAGUAUUAUUUUAGUUUUAAGUGUUGAGCUCUCUUUUUCGUUAAUUAUGUAUUUCAUUGCCCUAUGUACUGAAAUUCAUUUAAAGAUGUGUCACAUUAUCAGUAAUUUUUUGUCGUGUGAUGUUAACUUAUUUUAUUAGUUUUGAUAUUUGGUUCAGUUUUGUAUUAAAAAUAUAAAAGUUGUGUUAGACCUAAAUUGUGGUUUUGACUUUUGGUGAAUCGUAUAUCUUUUGCUCAACGAUUGUUUGUUCCUGAACACCAUGGAAAUUGAGGUGUUAGUUAAUACUCAUUUUUAUUGUAUAAUUUUGUGAGAUCUAUUGAUUCUUGUUAUUUCUAGUUAAGCUCAAUACUCUUGGUGAUGUACAGUUCAAAGUUUAACAGUAUCCUUUUGGCCCGUGUUGAAAAAUUACCUUUAAAUUGCUAUAAAAGAUUUUCAACGUAAAAUUCUUGUGAAUUCUGUAAAAUUUCCAAUGCCAUGGAUUCUAAUAUAUUUGGUAAUUUAAAACGUGUGCUGGGUUUAAAAAUGAAAUGCCUACUUAACCUUUCCAUGAAUUAAUUAUUUCUACUUUACGUCUUUUUGACUUGCUAAUUUUAAAAUAAGUCAGAUUUAUUUGUGUAAUUUUAGCUUGAAAAUUUAAGUAACUACUUGCAAAACGUUUGUCAAACUUGAACUGUUUUCACUCACAACCCGUGAAGUAAGUUUUAGUAACAAAACUAGCUUGUAAGAUGGACUAAAGGUAAACCUUUAUUGGAAGUUACCUUAUUUUCUAAUUAGGUUUAAGGUUUGUACAUUGCUGUAUUUAUUAACAUCAAUGGGCUGUUGCAAGCCUUCAUAAUUUCAUUUUAUUUAUUACUAGAUUAGUUGUGUUAUUUAUGAACACAAAGAUGUAUUUUCUGGCAAAAAAUGUGCCAUUUAAUUGACUGCUCAAAAUAUUUUAUUCGCAAAACAAAACAGUUUGACAGGAAUGAGGAUUAGGUCGGUGCUAAGGACGGAUGUGAUAGGAAAUGUGUGGAGUGUUUAAUGAUCUAUAGAAACUACGUACAGUUAAAGUAAAGUUCAAAUAUUUAAAUAGUUUAAUAACAUUUUAGUUUUCAUAACAUAGUAAACAAAAGUAAUGCACUGAGAAAAUUAUCUUAGGAAAAAACCAACAGAGUGUUUUAUAAGAGUUAAACUAUGUUUUCUACGUGUUCUCAAAGUUGUUUCUAAAUAAAGAAA
Molecule: messenger RNA, 4512 nt
Organism: Macrosteles quadrilineatus (aster leafhopper)
Lineage: Eukaryota; Metazoa; Arthropoda; Insecta; Hemiptera; Cicadellidae
Product: host cell factor 1-like
Exons: 15
Coding region: 127-3264 (1045 amino acids)
Biological process (GO): regulation of DNA-templated transcription; chromatin remodeling
Cellular component (GO): histone methyltransferase complex
Molecular function (GO): protein binding; transcription coactivator activity
Source: RefSeq, a predicted model, not a curated record